AUGGCUUCAACUAUACAGAAGGCACAAACCGACCUUGAACACAGCAAGGUUGCUGAACGUGGCUACCUCAUACUAGAGUCUAGCCCCCUUGACGAAGACUUAUCUGAAUUUUGGCAUGGAUGUGAAGCGGCGCCCCAUGACAAGAACAUGAUACAGGGAUUCAUUCUUCGGCCCCAUGAUUCUGGUUACCUAGAAGUUUUAGUGGAUCCAUCAGCUUCCAUCAAUCUCACCACUAUUCCCUCAUUUGAAGAAACAUCCCAGCCACCACAAGACCCAGAACAAGACUUUCAGAAUUGGAUCGAGCAGCCCCAACAAUAUGGUAAAUAUUUAAUCUGCGAUCCACUCAAGGAACACAAAGUCAACAAGAUCCUCGAUGCAGGAUCACUUAACCUGAGACCUCAAAUACCUGGAGUUAAUUCAGCUUACUGG
Messenger RNA from Bipolaris maydis ATCC 48331, 429 nucleotides. Lineage: Eukaryota; Fungi; Ascomycota; Dothideomycetes; Pleosporales; Pleosporaceae. The record is from RefSeq and is a predicted model, not a curated record.